This is a messenger RNA of Pocillopora verrucosa, 1926 nucleotides long. RefSeq names its product TBC1 domain family member 15-like. Gene Ontology annotation, molecular function: GTPase activator activity. Lineage: Eukaryota; Metazoa; Cnidaria; Anthozoa; Scleractinia; Pocilloporidae. The record is from RefSeq and is a predicted model, not a curated record. Gene Ontology annotation, biological process: activation of GTPase activity.
CCUGGCCUUCUGCCAAAAGUCGAAUAAACUCAUAGGAAUGUGAUGUAGAUCUCUUCCCAAGCAACUCGUACAGGUUUUUGUGUACAAAUAGUCUUAGAAAUGUCACUUUUUGGCAAGAUGUGGAAAACUGUUUAGCUCGUUGUGGUGAUGUGCGAGAACUCUAGCGGUUCUCCAGAAAGUGAGAGUUCUCAGGAUGAUUGGCAGAAAUCUUUUGAUGAUCCAGAAACUUCCCAGUUUAAUGGUGAAAGCCCUGUUCAAAUCAGCGAGCGCACACGAGCGCUGCAUUGCAAUGCUUGGGAAGCUUUCUUAGAUAGAGAUGGCAGAGUGGUGAAUGAGUCUGCUCUCAGAAAAGCAGUAUUUAAAGGUGGUAUUGACUGCAAGAUAAGAAAGGAAGUCUGGAGUUUUUUGUUUGAGCUGUAUCCAUUUUCAUCAACAAGGAGGGAAAGAGAAGCCUUAGCUGCUGAAAAUAUAGCACAAUAUGGAGCACUGAAAAUGAGAUGGAAAGAGCUUUUAAAGAAUUAUAAACCUCCAGUGGAUCCUGAUGUUCCUGAGUCAAUACCUCUCUAUCUGAGAGAAUGUAAGAACAAUCAAAUUAAUAACACUGUAAGAGAUGAUGUCACGGAUGGCUUAUCAAAAGAGGUAGUGGAUGAGGAGCAAAUGGUGUUUCUUAAUCUUACAGCAAAGUUUAAGGCAGAUCGCCAACCUAUAGAAAUCCAGAAAUUGUAUUCAUCGAUCAGAGUAAUUGAUAAAGAUGUGCCAAGGACAGACAGAGGACAAGCUUUCUUUGAGGGAAAAGGGAAUCAAAAUCUUCUUGUGCUACGAGAUAUUUUAAUAACAUACAGUGCAUAUCAUCAAGAUGUAGGAUAUGUUCAAGGAAUGAAUGAUGUUUUAAGUAGAUUUUUAAUUGUGCUGGGAUCAGAAGCACAGGCUUAUUGGUGUUUCACUAAUUAUAUGGAAACUGUCAAGAGAGACUUUCUAGAUGAUGGAAUGCUAGACAAAAUAACACAUGUCAGAUUACUACUAAAGAAAAUGGACGAGCAGCUUUUUAAUCAUUUUAAAGCAAACGGAAUGGAAGAUCUUCUAUUUGUUCACAGGUGGCUUGUUUUGACUUUUAAAAGAGAGUUCUCAUUCGAAGACGCGUUGACAAUGUUUGAAAUAAUCAGCAGUCAACACCUUGAAUUGACAUCAAUGGAGGCUGAAAGAGAGCGAGAGAGACAGAGAGCUAAACAAUUAGAGAUAGAUGGAGGUGAAUUUCAUGCGCAGGUUGUGGAAAUGACAAACUAUUCGUUUGAGGUAUUUGUAUGUCUAGCUGUUUUGGAGGAAUACAGAAAAAAUUUAUUGAGGUGUUCGGAGGUUUCAUCCGUGUACAACACCAUUCACAGUUUAUCAAUGAAAAUGGACUUGAACAUUAUCCUCAUGAGAGCAGAGGAAUUAUUCUACAAAUACUGUCGGAAAUCUGUGGUUGACUGCUUUCAAGUGGUCGAUUUGGACACAACAGAUGUAUCUUGAUACCAACAAGCAAGCCAGAGUAACUAGCGAAUAUUGCUAGGAGGAACGCUGUUAAACUUUAUGUCUAGAAUUGAUGACUUUUUUUAAUAGGAUGUUUGAAAUUCAAUUUUGCUUUCACAGUUUAAUGCACCUCUGCCUUCAAUGAUCAUUACUGUAACAGGUUUAACCUUUAAUCGCCAGAACACAUCACAAAAUUGUAAAUCAGGAAUAUUUGUUUCUGUGGUAUUGCAGGAUAAAAGGUAAAGUUUAUGAUUCAUGAAAGCAAUAGUGUAAGAACCGUUCCGAGGCACAUCAACAGUUGUCAUAACUAGCGUUUGCGUGCACUCUGAUUUUGCUUGGUUAACAUUUUAAAAUAGGCAGAGUUACAGUAUGUACUGUCUUUUCCGAGAUAUUUGCUUUAUUUUUAAUUUUCCUAUG